AUGGCUGAAUGCUCUUGUGAAGAAGAAGAGGAGGAGGAGGAAGAGAAGGAGGACAUGGACUUGGGGAGUGAUUUUCCCAUGGCCAUGAAUGAUAACUUGGAGGGUCCUUUCAUUGAAUGGCUAAAGCCUACACAGCCACCACCCUCCUUCUCUUCCUCCCCCUCCUCCUCAACCUCAACUUCAUCACCAUCGCAAGAUCAUGCCAUUAAUAGAGUAAGUCAGUGUUGUUUGCCCCUUCUGAGUAGUUUUGAAGAGCCUAAAAAGGUCAUCAAAGAAGAGGAGGACAUUGAUGGUGAGGUUAAUGUGGCCUUGCACAUUGGAUUGCCAGGUUCUUCAACUAGUGUUGAUGAUGGAGAGAGUAUCAUGUCCUUGGACUUCUCUGUGGAAGAAGAUGAUAAGGAAGUGGAGAACAACAACAAGAAGAAGAUGGAAGUGAUGCCUGAUGAUCAUGAGAAUAGGUUUUGGAUCCCCACACCAGCUCAGAUCCUCAUAGGACCAGUCCAGUUCUCUUGCUCAGUUUGCAGCAAGACUUUCAACAGAUACAACAACAUGCAGAUGCAUAUGUGGGUGCAUGGAUCUGAAUAUAGAAAAGGACCAGAAUCUCUGAAAGGGACACAACCAAUGGGGAUGCUCAAGCUGCCUUGCUACUGCUGCGCCCAUGGCUGCAAGAACAACAUCAACCAUCCAAGGGCCAAGCCAUUAAAAGACUUCAGAACUCUUCAAACUCACUACAAGAGAAAGCAUGGAGUGAAGCCCUUCAUGUGCAGGAAGUGUGGCAAGUCAUUUGCGGUUAAAGGAGAUUGGAGAACUCAUGAGAAGAACUGUGGCAAGCUUUGGUAUUGCACUUGUGGCUCUAAUUUUAAGCACAAGAGGUCUCUCAAGGAUCACAUAAGAUCAUUUGGCAUGGGUCACUCUCCUACUUGUUCUCCAGUUUCUUCAUGACUUAAAAAAAGAAAAAAAGAAAAAAAAGGGGGAGA
Molecule: messenger RNA, 977 nt
Organism: Dioscorea cayenensis subsp. rotundata (Guinea yam)
Lineage: Eukaryota; Viridiplantae; Streptophyta; Magnoliopsida; Dioscoreales; Dioscoreaceae
Product: zinc finger protein WIP2-like
Exons: 3
Coding region: 1-942 (313 amino acids)
Biological process (GO): anatomical structure development; regulation of gene expression
Cellular component (GO): nucleus
Molecular function (GO): DNA-binding transcription factor activity
Source: RefSeq, a predicted model, not a curated record